This is a messenger RNA of Phaedon cochleariae (mustard beetle), 2430 nucleotides long. The record is from the annotation of a GenBank genome assembly. NCBI's taxonomy places the organism in Eukaryota, Metazoa, Arthropoda, Insecta, Coleoptera, Chrysomelidae.
UCGGUUCUAAUUUCAAAUCGUCAUUUUUUUAUUUUGAGAAAUUCAUAAGUGAACAUCAGUUGUUAACCGAAGUUAAACCAUGUGAAAAAUUGAGUUUUAUCAAAAAUGUUGAUCAAAUUAGUUUCUAGAAUAAUAGAAGGUUUCCCAAGGAUAUCUAUGAUAACCAGGACUAUGCAUUCUUCUAGUAGGGAUACUGUAAUAGUAGAUAAUGUAGGGCAAGUAACUACUAUAGGCAUCAACAGGCCGUCUAAACGUAACUGUGUAGAUACUGAGACUGCUAGGUUGAUCAACAAAUCAAUAGAACAUUUUGAAAAUGACCAGAAUUCAUGUGUUGCUGUUUUAUAUGGUACUGGGGGCAACUUUUGCUCUGGGUUUGACUUCAAAGAGUUGGCUGACUCAAAGGAUUUAGACUUGACAAAUGGAUUAAUGGCUCUUCCUAAAACUGUUAAGAAACCAAUGAUAGCAGCAAUAAGUGGUUAUACAGUAGCUGGUGGGUUAGAACUUGCCUUAUUAUGUGACUUACGCGUAAUGGAAGAUACAGCAGUGUUAGGUUUUUACAGCAGAAGAUUUGGCAUUCCCUUAUCUGAUGGUGGAACUGUUCGGCUUCAAUCAAUGGUAGGUCUCUCAAGAGCCCUGGACCUUAUUUUGACUGGUAGAUCUCUCAAUGCCCAAGAAGCUUUUCAAUGGGGAUUGGCCAACAGAAUAGUUUCUUGUGGAACAGCCUUGGGACAAGCAAUCAACUUGGCUUCUUCUCUUGUUAAAUUUCCUCAAGAGUGCCUCAAUAUUGAUAGACAAUCUACAUAUAAUUCAGCAUUUAACAAAGCUUAUGAGGAACUGAUUGAUGCAGAACGAAGAAACUCCAAUAAAUUAUCAUUCAGAAGUAUCAAAGAAGGUGCUACUAAAUUCAUGUCAGGACUUGGGAGGCAUGGAAAUUCAUACAAUUUGACCAAGAGAAAUAUUUGUGAGUGGGAAAAAGAGUAUUCUGAUGACUGUGAUAUGAAUCCAAAGAGUAAAUUAUGAAAAGUGUAUUUUCAAUUGAACAAUUUUUAUUAUAGUGCAUAAUUUUGACUGGGACAGGUUUUAUUUUGAAUUGAUUUCUCUACACCUCUGUUGGUUCUGUUGCUUCAUAGUAAGAAACUACCAAGAAAUUUAUGGCCACAUAAUUAUCUAGGUACUGUGGAAUGAAAAGAAGGAAAUGAAUACUUAUUGAAAAAAUCUUGAAAAAAAAUAACUCCAGGAGAACAAUGAACAACUAUAAGUAGUAAAUAGGCUGCUCCUUCCUCAACUAGACUGAAUAAUCAAAACUGAACUAGGCUGGAGAGAAGUACCUAUAUGAAUUAUUAUUUCUAAUGUGAAUUUUGAGAAAUAUUUAGUUAACCUUCUUGGAUGACUUAUUCAGCAAUAGAUAUUGGUCUGUUCAGUUUUUCGAUUGACUCAUUCUCAAUUUAGUUUCAUUACUAACCAGAGAUGAACCUUGGCUUGAUUUGUUUGCAGAAGAUCGUCUCUGAAAGUAAAAAAACAAGUAGUAUAAUUUAUUAUCAAAAGAUAUUUUAUACUUUGGAUUGAGAUGAUCUUCUUCUUUGAUAGGCUUCAAAUUCUGUGAUUUCUCUUGAUGCUCCACCCAGCAUUGGUUUGAUUUGAUUGUCAUCUGCAGUAAAACUAUGAUGAAUGUAAUGAAAUAUUUUACAAGAAAUACUGACCAUCCCAAUAAACAAUAUAAUAGGUUUCCUUAUCAGUAAAUAUUUCUAGACCAAUAACAUUAGGUGGAUAAUCAUUGAUUUUCAAAACUUUUCCUUUUUCAGUUGCAAAAUCAAAUUUAUCUAAAAUAAUCAAAAUAUUCACAUUAUAUAUUGUGAUUCCAUAUGUUUAUGUUCAAAAUAAAAUGAAUUAAAUACACAAUUGACUGCAAAAUAAAUAUUGGAUCAAGCAAUUGAUUAAUGUUAUGCUCACUGAGAUAAAUGAGAUGCAGAUAAGUUGAGAGAAAUUGAGUUAUAUUUUACUUUGAAUUUCAUUUGGGAUCCCAACUUCUCCAUAAACAUAGUCCAAAAUUAUUCUAAUAUAGCAAUCAGGAUUGAAUAAUAACUGUUUGUUUUCAAUGGCAGUACAUAUGAAUUCUGAUGGUUGAAUAUCUUUGUAGUCUGUAAAUAACAAAUAAUGGUUCCCAAAGGACUUACUCAGUGAAAAUCAAUGAAAAUAUACCUAUAUAUUUGAUGUAACAGUACAUUCUUAUCAAAUUGUGUUCAGUUAUCUCAGUAAACAAUAUUUGUUCUCCAAAAGAAAUAUUCAGUUGACAUUUAAUUCCAAAUUGCAAAUUGAGUAUUCAAAUUCAAUUGUAAUAGUUGUCAUGGAUACAAUCCAAUGAAUGAUAUACAAAAUGUUGAUGAAGAUCCAAUCAAUUUGGCCCUGUUCACUGAAAACAUGGACAUCAAC